AUGACAAGUCUAGCAAGAAGCUACGUGUGGUGGCCGAACAUGGAUAACGAUUUGGAAAACAAAGUACGAACAUGCAACAACUGCCAGAUAAAUAGAAAGAAUCCUCCUGAAGCGCCACUGCACCCGUGGGAAUGGCCAAGCCGACCAUGGGAAAGAAUUCAUAUUGACUAUGCUGGUCCAUUCUUGGGGAAAAUAUUCCUCAUCAUGGUCGAUGCGUACUCAAAAUGGCUCGAAGUGCAUCCAACGAAUGUGGCAACAUCGAGAGCAACAAUUGAAAAACUUCGAUCAACAUUUGCAAUCCACGGCUUUCCUAAAACAAUUGUUAGUGAUAACGGUAGUAAUUUUUGCAGUGAAUAAUUCGAAGAAUUUCUGGCGAAAAACGGCAUUCAUCACAGAAGGACGGCUCCUUAUCAUCCAGCCUCCAAUGGACUUGCAGAACGGGCGGUCCAGACGUUUAAAGUAGGGAUGAAGAAAAUGUCAAAUAAGGAAAGUUUGGAAACCAGAGUGUCUCGGUUUCUCUUCAAAUACCGUAUCACGCCACACUCAACCACAGGGAUAACGCCAGCGGGAAUGCUUAUGAGCAGAAAACCAAGAUCUCGCUUGGACGUACUACAUCCAGAUGUAAGACAAAGAGUACAGGACCAACAGAAGAAGCAGAAAGAGUUACACGAUCAACAUGCAGUGGAUCGACAAUUACGACCAGGUGAUUUAGUAUAUUCGAGAGAAUAUGGAAAACAACAAAAGUGGUGUCCAGGAGUGAUCAAUACACAAACCGGGCCAGUUUCCUAUACCAUACAGUUGGAAGACGACCGCGAGGUUUAUCGCCAUCAAGAUCAGGUGAUCCAUAGAGAAACACCCGACGAAAACGAAAAUGACGUCAGGGAUCCAGAUACCAACCAGCAACCCGUUCUAGACCAACAAGUGGUUAGCGAAGAAAAUGCAGUUCCAGCAGCCCGAUAUCCGCAAAGAGAUAGACAAACACCGGACUAUUAUUCGUGA
Messenger RNA from Paramuricea clavata, 999 nucleotides. NCBI's taxonomy places the organism in Eukaryota, Metazoa, Cnidaria, Anthozoa, Malacalcyonacea, Plexauridae. The record is from the annotation of a GenBank genome assembly.